Molecule: messenger RNA, 1851 nt
Organism: Priapulus caudatus
Lineage: Eukaryota; Metazoa; Priapulida; Priapulimorpha; Priapulimorphida; Priapulidae
Product: DNA/RNA-binding protein KIN17-like
Exons: 10
Coding region: 153-1373 (406 amino acids)
Biological process (GO): DNA replication; DNA damage response
Cellular component (GO): nucleus
Molecular function (GO): double-stranded DNA binding
Source: RefSeq, a predicted model, not a curated record
CGAUCAUAAAUCAUCGAGAGGGUUUAAUUUAGAACUUCAACUAGAAAGUUAGGCCUGAAUUUCAUGUGUUCUGUUUUGGUGUUUAUUUUAUGUUUUGUUGCGAAACGUUUUAGGACGAAGUAAGUAGGUCGUUUUUUGAUUGAUCCGUGAAGAUGGGGAAAGAGAAGCCAGGCUUCCUCAGUCCAAAGGCGAUUGGUAAUCGGAUUAAGGCAAAAGGCCUGCAAAAGCUGAGAUGGUACUGCCAGAUGUGUCAGAAGCAGUGUAGAGAUGAGAAUGGAUUUAAAUGCCACACGACAUCUGAAACGCACCAGAGGCAGCUGCUGCUUGUUGCCGAGGACACUGACCAGUUCAUAGACACAUUUUCUAAGGAGUUUGCUGACAAUUUUGUGGAGUUGCUUAGCCGGCGGUUCGGUACGAAGCGUGUGAGUGCGAACAAUAUAUAUCAGGAGUACAUCAGUGAUCGCGACCACCUGCACAUGAACUCCACGCAGUGGGAGACUCUCACCGACUUUGUCAAGUGGCUCGGACGUGAAGGCCACUGCAACGUCGACCACACAGAGAAGGGAUGGUUCAUCACGUGGAUCGACCGCGACCCGGAGACGAUUCGCCGGCAGGAGCAGCUCGCCGCGAAGAGGAAGAUGGACAUGGACGACGAGGAACGCAUGUCAAGGUUCAUCCAGAAGCAAGUUGAGAGAGUCCAGGAGCAGAAGAAGCACAGUGCGGAAGAGGAGGUGGAGCACACGGAGCUGAAACGACAGAGCGAGGAGGAGAAGGUUGUGUUUAAACUCCCGGCUUCCUUAUCCGGCGGCGGCAAGCCGCGUGAGCCGACCGACGAGCCAUCAUUGCCACCUGAGAAUCCCCUCACGUCGACCAGGCAGAAGCCGCUGACUGCUGAGAGCAGCGGCAAGGCAAGGAGCAAACCCAAGGAGGCUGCCGCGGCUCAGAAACGCAAGUCGGCUCUCGAUGAGAUCAUGGAGUUUGAAGAGCAGUCAAAGGAGAAGAUGAAUCGAAAGUCGUACUGGCUGACAGAGGGUAUCGUCGUCAAGAUCAUCACAAGGAAGUUGGGCGAGAAAUACUACAAGAAGAAGGCGGUGGUUAGAGAGGUGGUGGAGCAGUUCGGAGCAGUCGUGAAGAUGCUGGAUACCGACCACAAGCUGAAGGUUGACCAAACACACCUGGAGACAGUUAUUCCAGCUCACGGUAAGGCUGUGCGCAUCGUUAACGGCGCUUACCGUGGCUGCGACGCCGUCCUACUAGAACUCGACGAGAAGAACUUCUGCUGCAAGGUUCGGGUCGAGCGCGGGCCCGUGAAGGGACGAGUCAUCGACCGCGUCGCAUACGAAGAUCUCAGCAAGGUUGCCGUGCCAACGUGACGCAGACUCGGCCGCGCCCAGUUUCUCACGUUAUAUCGCGAGUCAGUCAGUCUGUAAAUAUCCACUAGCGUAGAAAGAGAAGAGGGAGGGAGGGUAGGAGAGAAAGAGCAACUGUGGGGGGAGCAAGAUGUGAGAGCGAGAGGGUUGGCGAGAAAGAGCAACUGUGGGGGGGAGCAAGAUGUGAGAGCGAGAGGGGGGAGGGUUGGCGAGAAAGAGCAACUGUGGGAGGGAGCAAGAUGUGAGAGCGAGAGAGGGGAGGGUUGGCGAGAAAGAGCAACUGUGGGAGGGAGCAAGAUGUGAGAGCGAGAGAGGGGGAGGGUUGGCGAGAAAGAGCAACUGUGGGGGGAGCAAGAUGGGAGAGCGAGAGAGGGGAGGGUUGGCGAGAAAGAGCAACUGUGGGGGGAGCAAGAUGUGAGAGCGAGAGAGGGGGAGGGUUGGUGAGAAAGAGCAACUGUGGAAGGGAGCAAGAUGUGAGAGC